Molecule: messenger RNA, 1455 nt
Organism: Vanrija pseudolonga
Lineage: Eukaryota; Fungi; Basidiomycota; Tremellomycetes; Trichosporonales; Trichosporonaceae
Gene: SLC29A3
Product: Equilibrative nucleoside transporter 3
Exons: 5
Coding region: 1-1455 (484 amino acids)
Biological process (GO): nucleoside transmembrane transport
Cellular component (GO): fungal-type vacuole membrane
Molecular function (GO): nicotinamide riboside transmembrane transporter activity; nucleobase transmembrane transporter activity
Source: RefSeq, a predicted model, not a curated record
AUGCUGAGCAAGCUGCGCGAGCUCAUAUCCCCGCCGCCGCGACCAAACGACGGCUACGCGCCCGUGUCGACCGGCGCUGAUGCCGAAGACGACGACGCCGGCCUCAGCGCCAGCAUCGACCAGCUGCUCGCCACGGACGAUAAGCACAGCCGGACCAUCUACUGGGCGUUCGCUGCGCUCGGCGCUGGCGUGCUCCUCAGCUGGAACGCACUGAUAUGCACUUACCCCUUCCUCACGGCGCUGUUCCCCCCCGGGUCGACGCGCAACAACCUCCCGAGCUACAUCGGUACGAUCUACUGCUCGGCCAACCUGUUCUUCUUGGGCUUGGCCCAGCGCAACGUUGCGAGCUCUCCCCCCGAGCCCCGUCUCCGCUGGUCCCUUCUCCUCAUGCUCGGCACGACGCUGCUCCUCGCCUUCCCCAUCCUGCCCCUGGUCCUCCCGGCGCUCUCGGCCGCCAACUCGCUCCUCCUCUUCCCCCUCAUUCUCGUCAUCACCCUCAUUCUCUCCGUCGCGUGCUCGUACCUCCAGUCGGCGGUGUUCGCGCUCUCAGCCCUGUGGGGCUCGGGCGAGAUCUUCGCCGUGAUGUCGGGCCAGGGUGCGAUUGCUGUCAUCGUGUCCGCUGUGCAGUUCGUGCUCGCCGUUGCGAGCAGCGGGCGGGACACGGACGGCUCGCACUCGACCCUCGCGGCCGUCGGGCUCUGGGGACUCGGCGCGCUCGGCACCCUCGGAUGCCUGUACGCCCUGCGCGUGCUCGUUCUGCAUCCUGCGUACGCGUCGGUGCUCGCCCCGCUCGCCCACCGGCGGCAGGAGGGCACGGCGAGUGGCACCAAGGGAAACCAGGUCAUGUGGCGCGUCUUCCGAAAGAACACGCGGAUCGAGUUUGCCGUGGCGUUUGUGUUUAUCGUGACACUGGUGAGGUUUGGUGACCACGCGAACCUGACGCAACUCACACCGCAGGCAAUCUUCCCGCCCAUCACCACGACGAUUCUGUCGGCCUCUGACUCGCCUAGGGCCCUGUCGCCGUCGGUGUUUAUCUCUCUUCACUUCCUCAUCUUCAAUCUGGCCGACUAUGCCGGACGAACGUUUAUCCCGUCCCUGCCCUUCGCGAGCAACCUCGCGACGCCGACCAUUGUCGGGCUGUCCGUCUCGCGCGUCAUCUUCUUCCCUCUGUUCUUGCUGUGCAACACGCCGGGCCGCGCAGCCGCGCACAAGUCGGUGUUCCCUGACAGCGUGUACUUUAUCAUUCUCUUCGCCUUUGGCCUGACCAAUGGCGCAAUCUCCACCAUCUGCAUGAUCACGGCCUCGUCGCCGCAGCUCAACCCUGCCAUUACUGAUGACGAGAAGGACCUGGCUGGCACGCUCGCCGGCUUCUCCCUCGUCUCUGGCCUCUUCAUUGGCAGUCUGUGCUCCUUUGGGGUGAACUACAUUAUCAACGGCAACCCCUUUGGGGGAUAG